This is a messenger RNA of Lolium perenne, 1183 nucleotides long. The record is from RefSeq and is a predicted model, not a curated record. Lineage: Eukaryota; Viridiplantae; Streptophyta; Magnoliopsida; Poales; Poaceae.
AGAUGAUGUUUCGAGGUGGACACAGGGGCCAGCGUUGUCAGGGUGCUUGAGGAGCGUUGCUCAGAGAGACCGUUUUCCUGGAGGGGAUUUUGCCGGAGGGUCGUUGGUCUUCUUCGCCGGCUGUCGAUCACGCUUCGAGGGUGAUUGAAACAUGCCGCCAAGAAAAAGAAAGGGAGGUUUCAAAAAGAAGAUCAAGGCCGUGGCUGAGCUUGUGGGACUUUCGAGUGGUUCAUCGUCGCAGACACGUCCUCCUAGCGCUCCUCCUAGCCCUCCACCACGGAGGAAGAAUGCCCAGCCACGGCGACUUCGUACCCCUUCUCCUAGUCCUCCCCCAGCCGAGGAUGAUGACGAGGAGCAGUGGGGUGGGGAGGACGAGGAGGACGGUGAGGAGCACGGUGGGCAGGAUGAGGAGGAUGGUGGGGAGGACGGUGGGGAGGACGGUGAGGAGGACGGUGGGGAGGACGGUGGGGAGGACGGUGGGGAGGAGCUCGAGGAGGAUGAGGGGUUGGGGGGUUUGCCGCAGGAGCUAAACAAAGACCUAGCUUGGUAUCCGCCCGAGGAGGAGGAGUACGUUGCAGCCGAGGAGAGGCUGGAACCACGGGACAAGAAGCCGUAUAAGCGCGGGAUUACGAAACUCCCCAAGCUAAAAACUUGGGCCUUCCGCGAUGUUGUUCUCGUGCCCGCUGGAAAGAGCAUGUUCAAGUAUGGUGACCCGAGGAGGCUCCCGACACGUGAGUACUCGAACAUACUUGGAGGCCUAAUUAGGAAGCAUUUCCCUGGGAUUGUCAAUCUCCCUAGUGGUGGCCGCGAUGUGGCUUGGACUUGGAAGCACUACAGCUACGCGGAAGAUCCUAGCGGCAAGUGCGCCAACAUGCAAGAGCGGGUUGUCCGCCACUUCUGGAACCCUCCUCAGUACGUCGGGGAAGACAAGGCGUGCUUUCUUGCGAUGGUCAUAUGGUGGACAUCCGCCGAGUACGCCCGGAAGCACGAGGAGGGCAAGCAGAAGCGUUUAGAGAUGGGAGGUGGAUCACAUGUCCUGGGCAGCAAGAACUUGGCCCUUACCUUGCAGCAAGAGGAAGUGAAGACAAAGCGUGACACCAAACUUGUUUGGCCUCUUCCAAAAGUCCAAGACCAGGGAGGGAGCCGCAUCCUGAAACGGGGUCCGUGUGGGUCAACGGGCUAG